ACCUGGGGCGGAGAGGUCCCUAGCCACAGGGACGAAUUCUCCCCGCCGCACAACGUCGGCGCACCGGGCGGCACCUAGGCAGGGAACACGCGGAGGGAGAAAAGCGCCGCGCCGGCGAUGUGGCAAUCGCUCGGCGCCGCUCGUCCUUCGCUGUUGGGGCGUCGCUGGGCACUUGGGGGCGCCUCGGCGGAGCAGCAGCAGAAGCAGCCGGCGGCAGCUAGGCGUCACGUGAUCGCGUACGUUCCGCUGGUUAUCGGCUGGCGAGUCAGUUGCGUGUAGUCAAGUCAGCUGUGCGGCGGCCGUUGUAAUGCCAGUGAUGGUGCGGCAAGAGCUGAACUUGAUCAUCGCGGACAGUCCGGGAGGCGGCAAAGGCGGCGGAGGCAGCUCAGUCAACGGCGCCAGCAAACAGCCACGCAGCGGAGGCGCCUCAGCAGCAGGCUCGGCCAGCUCGGCGGCUGCUGCCGCUCCCGCAACCAAUACGCCGUCGGGACGCACACCCAACUGCGCGCGCUGCAAGAACCACAACAAAAUGGUGUUGCUGCGCGGCCACAAGCGAUUCUGCCCGUACGUGGACUGCGUCUGCGACCGGUGCAAGCUGAUUGCCAAGCGACAGGUGGUCAUGGCCAAGCAGGUGGCCCUGCGCAGGGCCCAGGCACUCGACGAGGCCAUGGGACGCACCGUCAUUGAGGAAGUCGACCCCGAGGAGCUCAAACUGGCCGCCGAGAAUGGAAGCAUGCCGCCCGCCGACUGCGUGACGCCCUCCGACGUGAGCCUGGCUUCGCUGCCUUCUUCGCCGCUGUCCCCUUACUCGCCUUCCCCUUCGUCCUCUUCCUCCUCGUCGUCGUCCUUCCCGUUGCCACACUCCCUGUACGGCGCCACGGCGGCCGGCGCCUCACCGUUGUUCGCCGCCGGCGACAACUCGCCUCCGCUGUUCAUGCCGCUGCCGUUCCCGCUGCCGCCGAGCCCGCACCGGCCGUACGAGCCGUGGACCAGGACGCCGCCUGGCGUGUCGCCGUACCUCGCGGCGGCUGCGGCAGCGGCGGCCGGCACCGUGCCGCCGCCGCCUCCUCAUUCCGCGACGUUCGGCGGCGCACCGGCGGUCCCGGCGCCUACAGCCGCACCGCUCCACCUUGCCGCAGCCGCGGCCGGUCUGCCCAGGCCCAUACCGACUACGACGAUGUCAGCGGCCGCCGCUGCCGCCGCAGCCGCCGCCGCGACGAGCCCGUCAAGAUACGACACCGUGGCGUCGCUGUCCGGCUCCAUUCCUGCCGCCGGGGCGGACGCGGUCGUCACGGCGACCGCCGCCGCCGUAGCAGCGACUACCAGCGUUGCGCAAGCGUCCUCAAGCGUCAGCUCCUACACGCAGUCGAUGUACGCGUACGACCGCAGCGCGGCCGCCGCCGCGGCUGCUGCGGCUGCCGCCGCCGGCAUGUCUCUGCACUUCGACCACCACGCCCACCACCCGAGCAUCCCGCUGUCGUCCUAUGCGCCGCCGCUGCUCUGGUGGGAUUGAAUGCCCCCGAAGGAUCGAGCGAUGUCUGGGCUCGUCCGACGUGCUCAUCGGGGUGAUGCGCGUGUUUGGGUGUGUGUGUCAACCGCUUGGGACCUGUAUGUGUUGAAUUUGGAACUUUGGCCCGUUUUGUGAAACGAACUGUGGCGGCUUGGCUUUGGAAAAGGGGAGAACACGAGCUGGACGGUCUUUAUUAUUUUUUUUUGUCUCGAUGACCGCGUUGUGUUCUCCUUAUAUUUGCUCAUGUUUUUUUUUUUUUCUUUUUUCCCGUGGUCGUGUUAGAGUGCGAUUUCUGUUAUUCUACCUUACAAUGCACUGUAAUUCCAGGUUUUGUCUGCGUAAAAUCUUAUUCAGCAUUACUUAUAGAGAACAUGUGUUCCCUUGCCUUGUCCGUUUACAGUGUAAAUAUCCCCCUCCCCCUUUUUUUUUUCGCAGCUCGAACACAUCGUUAUUUUUAUUAUCUUCUUCUCUUAGGCAACCGUUAUUCGAGAACAUGAGAACGCCGGUCUUUCUCCCACGUGUGUGAAAAGAAUUCAACGUAUCCUCAACAAAGGUGCUGACGUCUGCUCACGCGCUUUCGGCGACAAUCUCAGUUGCCCUUCUUGCUGUUGUACGUGGUACCACUUCUUCCCUUGCAGAGAGAGAGAGGAAAAAAAAUGGUGGCUUUUCUAAGGAUUUAUAAGUCGGAUGCCUGCAUCGCUGUCUUUUUGUUUAUAUUUCUUUAAUUGAACGACGAAUUGUCCGGAUGUUCGCAGGCGUAACCUGAUAUUCGCUACAGACGCACAGUGUCGUUUAUUUGUUAUGGAAUUAUCAAUAUCUCGGCUCCGUCGUAUUUGUCCAUUAUUAUUUUGCUUCAUUCAUCUGUGAGUAGAAGUGCACGUGCUGAUUCAUUCACCAUAUGAUUGAAAUGUUAGCUCUAAUUUGAGUGAGUCGCGGCUGCUCUGACAGUUGAGCUUUGCGUGCGUCCUUUAGCAAAGGCAAAAGCUUUGCGCCCGUAUCUGUAACGAGAAUUGCAUCGCACAUGAGGCUAGAAGAGAAAUACGUGUAUCAUGCUUAGAUGGCUUCUAAGAAACUUCACUACCAACGUUACUCGGUCGUUCACCCAACGGGAUGUAGAAGAAAAUCUAUUACCAUUUGUGGAAGACGGAAAAAGAAACUGAUUAUGGCUAGCUUUCGCAAAAUAGGUUGUCACGACUGAAAAACUGCAUCCAGGCAAAUUGCUGCUCCCUCAAAGGGCUUCAGUUAAGCACAUAACACACUCUACAUGCGGCUCUGAUCAUGAGUAAAUGUUUGACUGGGUGACAUGUUUUUAAUUCGCUGUUUUCUACUGCUAUAAAUGUGCGAAGGUAUGAAUGAGGUCUUUACUUUGCGAAUGAAUUCUAUAACCAAACUGAAAGCUUUCGGAGUCAGGCCAUUUUCUCACGUCAGCGCACCGUAAUUCAACUUCGGGAGAUGUAUUUCCACUACUUAUUUAUAACUAUAGUAACCGCAUGUUUUCUACCAGUUGGAUGAAUAGACUACAUUUGUUAUGGUGCACAUUUUUUGUAUAGAAUCGGAAAGGCUGCAGAGCCUUGUCGUAGUCCCUCGAAAAUCAGAGCAAGAUUUGUCUAUUACGCCGGUGGAUACCGUCCCACUGUCCCCAUAUGUAGGCAGAAAUGUUGAACGUUUCUUUCAAUCUCAUUUUGCACCUGCAUGCUGCCUUUGACAUUGUGCUCUUGGCCUCAGUCACCAACUAUGCGUUUUGUCUCUCGCCGGGAACCGCUCGCUUUGUCAAACAUACGCACAAUUAUAAUUAAAGAAAGAGAGACGAUAGUUAUGUACGUCUUCAGGCGCCUGCGCAUUGCCUGUUUGUUGCGAAGAGAGGCGGCCUGGAAGAUUGAGAGAGUACAAGCUUUUGCAACUGUGCACUCACAGUUUGUCCUUGGCAUCGGCGUUUCUUUGUAGUUUGGCUGGCCGUCUUCAGCAUUGUAAAUAUCGAACACUGUUUGUUGCGUGACUUCUUCUGGGUAAACAAUUCCGUGUUUGUGUAUGUGAGUGUCCGCUCGAGAGUUUCAACUUUCUCUCCUUGGUUGGUGUGUCGCUGUAUGUUGCUGUCGUCGUUUAGUAGCAUAAUUACCGCGGGCCUUUGUGUCCGUUUUCAUUUUUCUUUUGCUGUCGUGUAAGCUCUGGUAUUACGUGGUAGGUGCACAAGAAGGCUAAACAGGGCGAAAUGGGGCGUGCUCCAUACAGAAGUGUUGGAACACCCAUAGUUAUUUCUUGUUUAGUUCGAAAUGAACUGAAAUCAAACUGAGUUCUCAGUGCGGACGACAGGAAAGAAGUUGGGCAUAGUUAGCAACCAAGUGAAGGGAAGGCGGUAUAAGGGGGUUGGAGGCCCUACUGCCUGAUUUUCUACCAGAAGAGAACAUGUCUUGGUCAAACAGAUUUAAGAAUCAGUGGGAAUUCCCUUUAAAAACAGGAUAACAGCAUUUAAUCAAAAGCAGGCUUGCUACGGCUGCUGCUGCGGUUCGCUGGGGAUGCUUAGUAUUAGGAGUAAGUUAAGUUCGUUUUAAUUAUCGCGUGUACAUAUUCAACUCCAUGUAAUGUGUCACUCUCACUGACUACAAGCUAAACGCACAGGAUGAAUAAAUCGCUCGUAACAUGUAUGCUUCAACGGUCAAUUCUUUCAUUUACUACUGCGGCUGCAGCAGGGUGCUUACCACGCAAGCCAUUAGUGACCUUUUUAACCACCAGAACCUGCACCAACCCAAAAAGAAAAACACCGUUAGGACUCUAGUUGGCGUUUGAUAUUUUAGGUUGCCUCUCAAACCUUUGUACAGGCGGACCUGAUAACUAAGUUUGCAGAAUGAGGUUCUAUGCCUAGCUUUUGAACAGCCACCAUCAAGGGUACGGGACAUUUUCUGCUUCUUAAGCCUCAACAAACGAAUUGUACCUAUUUGUUUUGGUUUGAGUGGUUACUCUCCUAUAUAUAUAGUGUUGGUGUGUCAUCGUCACUUCACGGACGUGUUUACAUUGCAAAUCACCCUCCUCCCGUUUCUCACCUCUGCUUGUAUGGUCAUGAACGAAGCGACCACUUUUUGUGAAAACCGAUGCGGGUGGAGAACGUUGCGACUGGUUACUCAUAGUUUACAUGAGGCGUUAUAUUCAAACAUCAGUGGUGUUCCCACAUGCUGACGUAGUGAGGAGCUUGUUCCACAAACCGAUGAAACUUAUUGUCACGCUGUAUGUCCCCAGAAAGCGAACUUCACUGUUAGGCGUGACAGAAAAUACAUGCGCUUCGUUGUGUCAAGCGUCUGGCAACUUGUACCUUUUAAGAAAGCUUUUGGCACCUUUUUACUACAACUGACCUCUGUGGCGUGUAUGACGUUCGUAAUUUGCGAGACACCAAGUAUUGAUGGCGCCUCACUUAUGAGAGUCUACCUUAGGCAACGCUUCUUUAUUUUUUACGUGCUGGUUUUGCCAACGCAGAGUGAUGCUAUGACAGUGCUUACAUGAAACAUUUUGCUCCAUUAAUUUGUCACUACAAGCCGCUACUUCUCUGCUUUCCACGCUCUUGUAACGAAGUGGCAACAUUGGCAGAGCCGAUUUCAUAUAGAAGACCAUCCUCUGCUAUGUAUUAUGGGAUGAAUAUAAAAAAAAACUUAAUGAAGUCUAGUGCAUCACGCUUAAGUCUGAAAGAGCGCAUCCCCAAAGUAAUACCAUUAAUGCUAUCCAUACUAUAUGGUUUUGAUCUGCUUGAUCGAUUAGUCCAAGAAAGUCUGAGGACGUCGGUAGCAAUUUUUAUCAGUUCCUUUCUGUCGAAUAUCGGAGGACACGUCGCUUGCAUAUAUAUUUUGAACCUUCUCGCUCGUGAGUGAACCACAGUACCGAGGCGCCUAUCUUUCAAUGUUGUAACUAAUAUAUACAAAUGUACACGCGGAGUUUCUUUUGAUAUUUGGUGUAAGAUACCGAGUGUCGCUUUAUAUGUGAAAACAAAUGUAUAACGUAAUAACGUAGCCAAGUGUCGGACACCUGUUUAAAUUGCAGUCGCGGGCAUCCUGUCCUUGGCUGCCGUUGGAGAAACCAGUUUGCACAAAGGGCCCACAAGGAGGCGUUCAUCACGGCGGAAGAUCUAGAACCUGAAUGCGCGAGUUGCAUCAGGCCCUUUGAUUGCUAGACCACGAUUUGAGAAUGGUUGCGGCCUAUGACUCCGGGGGAGCGGGCAGAAACGUUCGACGCCACACCCCAAUCUCGUACGCAUCGUUAGAGUAUAUAAAUCCAUUCCCGGUUGUUGUCGAUGUUUGUUAUCCAGUCGUGUCGUGCAAACCAUUCGGUCGGCCGGUCUUUCGAGGUCCGAGUGUGGUGAAUUGGCGCGAACUUCCGCGCGCUUCUUAAUUUUUUUGUUAUUAUUUUUUCUAGCUUCGAGUUGCCCCUGUCACUAUAUUUCUCCGCGCGUGGAAUACAAAGAAAAAAAAGCAUAUAUCUGCCCGUCUCCUCUACCGCCUUUCUGGUUGUUAGUGUCUGUGUGUUACUAAAGUCUAUGUGUGGUGUAUAUCGAUCAGAUGUCCGAACGUGAGCCUCAACUGCCCCACCUUUGUGGUUGCAGGACUUAAGAAGGAAAUCGAAGCGUUCGACUCUUGCGUGUACGCCCGAAUUUUUUUUCGUUUAAUGCGAAAGUCAGGCGCGGAAGUUAUCACGUGACGUUGCGUUCGACUGUCGGAUCCCGUUGGUUCAGCAAGGAUUCCGAUUCCGGCACGUAGCAGGGAUAUCAUUUGCGUUUUUGCCUGCCUCCGUGAAGAGAAUGUAUGAAUACAUUGCUGGCGAACGUGCCUUAGGGGCUUGUAGCAAAAGUGUGCGUUCGCUUGCUAGAAUGCUUUAACCAAGGGUUGUCCGGUAUUUUUUUUUUUAUUCCUUGCUACGUGCCCGGUUCAGUGCCUGUGAAAUGUGAAGUGCAUUAUACCAAUCGCUGUGAUGAAAAAGUUGCUUGAAAGUGUGAUAUUAGAUGCUCCGGAGGUUUUGUACCGAGAGUCAGCUUAGUCAUGUCGGAAACAGCCUGCCCAGUGUGCUGGCAGAUUUGCUUGUGCAUCCGCCAAAGUGUCAAAGAUUAUCCCGGCCUUCCGAGCUCGAGUGUCGUUUUGUACGACGAUCAUUACAAGAGAACGUGACUUGGAGAGUCCCAUGUGUUGCCUCACCUUAGGAUUAAUAAUAGUGCGGCCGCUUUUCGCCCCAUUUUCAAGUGAAAUGCAUGAUUUACUCGAUACGUAACAAACUGCUCCCGUAACUUGCUGACGCCUGUUUCUUUAAGGCAGUUGUGCACCAUGAUGCCUACGAGGUAUUCGAGGAGGAUUGGCAGACAAUAUCGGUGUCUUCUCCUUAUCACACCUGCCCUGCCAACAAGAUCGGUUCACCGUUUUUUUUUUACUACUUUGUUGAGAUGUUUCGCAAACUGUUGAUUUCAUACGGCUGUGACUUACCAACGUGUUGCCCCUUCGUUCGCCUUAUUCUCGUUUGUUGAGAUGUGUUGCUCCAAAUAAUUUCAGGACACUUAAAUUAUAAUACUUAUUUCAGUAAGCUGUAAAAGUGCAUCCUGAAAGAGUCCUACACUUCACCUGUGACUAGGCGCAGGGCUGUAGUUUAUUGCCAUGCAAUCGUGCGAGCAUAAAUGCGCAUACAGUAUCCGAGGACAGAGGGCAAAAAAUACACUAUAUUAUUCACUGUAUGACACAAAAAUAUACUUAGAGAACGUGUGUAACCUUUGCCAGAAUGCGAGCGCUAGGUUUCCAUUUUUCUGCAGCGGCAUUGUAAAGCCUGCCUUUGCGUUUCAGUUGAUGGCGAUUUUAUAGAAGAUUCGACUAAAGCCGUGGUGGCGCCAGCCAAUCCAUAUUUACUUUUCAUAAGCAAUCACAGCGUGUAAUGUGCCAGGCUUUCUUAGGGCUCAUCGAAUAUGAUUUUUACUGCCACGUGUAUACUUCUGCAUGUUCUCGCAGCAGCGGUUUCGUACAGCUCAGAUAUAGAGGAGAUAAUUUUGAAGAUUGCGGAAGCGUCUUCGACUCACCACAUAGUUCUGAGUUCGACUUCCGGGCUCGGUGGUCGUGUUUCGAUGAGCGCCGUACGGAAAAACGUUUUUGUUAUUAUUUUUUUUUUUGCUUUACGUUGGGUACAACCUAAUGAAACCCAUUUGGUCCAAACUAGUCCGGGGUCCUCCAUUAUGGUGUUUCUAAGCACAUUAUUGCUUUGGGGCGUUAAACCUUGUAAAUCCAUCGGAUUCUAGAAGAAAAUAUAACUUCGGGUCAAAACAAGCACUGAUAAUAAUCUGCAGCUGGGCUAGUCACGAAUGCGCUGCUUUCUGAGGUUUAGAUUGAGGCAUCAGAUAACGGCGCACAAACUAUCUUUUUCUGCCGGUCCGUUAUUUGCUCUUCGUGAUUGCAGUGGCAAAAAUGUAUGCGUGGCGUAGGUAAGGUAGUUAUUUGGAGGGGAUAAUAGCGCCGACCUGGACCCCUGAACGUUCAGUAUAUGUGUCACAUUACGUAAUAUGUCAGCACAAAUAUGUGUUUCACUUGAAAAAGGUUCCCUGGAGGCGGUAGUAAAUAAAGACGAAACGGAGUUACGAGGGGCGCCAUACACGGUGCAAGAAAUUGAAGGUUACCACCUGUGCAAACAAACUAGUUGCGUAUUACAAUAUGCGAUAAGAAUGGCUAUUUUUAUUUGUGCGCGUUCUUAGAGUAGGCGCCGUAACACUUCUCAGUGUGUUGGUUUGCCACUUGGCGAUCUCGUGAUGAACCAUUUCAUUCAGUUUCCCCUGUCUAGUCGGAACGGCGCCAUAUUUGUUCAGGCAGAGCGAACAUGCAAUAAGCCAGCGUACUCUGUGCGUCUCGCACUGAGGCGUUGAGCUCACCGCCCGCGCAUUUCGAGUUGCAAUCAUGGGACUCUUUAAGUCGAGGCCGGCGUCGCCUUUUUAUACGUGUGUGUGCAGACGACGACGAACGUGUGAAGAAGAGUGCAUGUAUGAUAGAAAUCAUUUGCUGUUUUUGUACAGAGUUUUAACAUCAAAGUCAGUGAGUUGCGCAUCGAUUGAAGUACCGACGAGCGAUGCGUGGAGUUGAGUGAAGUACGUUCUGGUCGAACGCGGCAAGACCUCCCUUGUACCGAUAGUGUCUCUCCCAACAUUUCACCUCCGCUGAUUCCGUGUGCAUGAGUAAAAAUUGACUUAGCGCAAGAUAGAUGUCCUCGUCUUGUCGCUCCAAAUAUUUUCGAAGAUAACGGGGCGUGCAAAUGUGUCUAUCUUCAACGACUAGUCCAGCGUUAUAUGGCUGUUGUGAAAACACAACCAGUCAAUGACCCUUUGUCAAAGUGGCCAUUCGUAACAGUGUAAGUUCACUCAAACACGUGUAUUCGGAGCGAGGGAGGUUUCGCCGUGUAUCUCAAUGCAAUGUACGAGUGAUGGGGAUAACACCUCCGUCAUUUUCCUGCAGACAUAUGCACUGAAGCGAAUGCUGUGAUGUUAAGAACUGCUCGCCGUGGACAGAGAAAGUGGGCUUCCCGGUGUAGCAGAGUUCGGUUUAUGCACGAAGUUCCUUCUUGGCUUCAUCUGUGAAGGAAACUGACCAAGAGUAGCCCUACCUUUUUUAGAUGGACCUGGCAGCAUGCUGACAUUACUGAGGGGAUCCGUUGAAGAGCCUUCGCAAGUUUGUUCGUGCCUGCAUAGUCGAGUUGAGACGUUGGCCAACGUUGAAGUGCUAAAUUCGGAGAAUAGUUUCCUUGCUUGGCAUAAAGUAGCCUUCUUUUGCCUCAGCGUCUUCCGUAUAGCUUGCUUUAAUUAACGUGUCGCUGCUAGUUGGUGUCUUUUUUUUUCUGUGUUCACCACGCCUGCAGAUUUACGAGCCUUCUGGGAUGUAUUGUUCGUGAUUUACUUUAUUGUAUCCCACCUGAAUUAAUGAUCCCACCGCGCGGUUUUUAUUUGUGUUCGUAAAAGUAACGAACUCGCUGCUAUGAAAAACUCGCUGGAUAUGAAAUGGCACCAAUGAACCACAAGUUGCGUUUGUUCGUUUUGAGAAAUGUAUUGCAGCAGGAAGAAUAAAGUAUGUGGUUAUUCGAAGACUAACCACAUGCUUUAUUCCACCUUGGUCAAGCAGUGUCGAACAGCUGCGAAGGCGUCUUAAAGCCUUGGGAACCUCGGUUCGUCUGUCGGGCCGCCAGAAGUGUGAUAUGAUGAGUUGUGAUAUUGGCGCAUGCCUAGUUGGUGACGGAGUGUCUGUUUAGCGCGGUAUACUUACUGUUGACCCGGUCUGUGCCGAGACAGCGGACCAUGCCGCUAAAAUCUCUUUUGUUACGAGCCACGUGUUGUCAAGCGCGCACUUUUGCAGCUGGUGAACGAAUGUGGCUAGAGUUUACAGAUUUGGAAGAAUGUUUGGAUAAAAACACACAAAAUGUAUUGAGGAGUUUGUAAAAGGAUAUUUUGUACAUGGAUGUCGUUGCCAAAUAAAAAGCUGUCAGUC
Dermacentor silvarum is the source of this 9981-nucleotide messenger RNA. RefSeq names its product doublesex- and mab-3-related transcription factor A2. NCBI's taxonomy places the organism in Eukaryota, Metazoa, Arthropoda, Arachnida, Ixodida, Ixodidae. Bases 308 to 1513 code for a protein of 401 amino acids. The transcript has 2 exons. Gene Ontology annotation, molecular function: DNA-binding transcription factor activity, RNA polymerase II-specific; RNA polymerase II cis-regulatory region sequence-specific DNA binding. The record is from RefSeq and is a predicted model, not a curated record. Gene Ontology annotation, cellular component: nucleus. Gene Ontology annotation, biological process: sex differentiation; regulation of transcription by RNA polymerase II.